Molecule: messenger RNA, 1511 nt
Organism: Ochotona princeps (American pika)
Lineage: Eukaryota; Metazoa; Chordata; Mammalia; Lagomorpha; Ochotonidae
Gene: SLC35D2
Product: solute carrier family 35 member D2
Exons: 12
Coding region: 62-1060 (332 amino acids)
Cellular component (GO): Golgi apparatus
Molecular function (GO): antiporter activity; GDP-fucose transmembrane transporter activity
Source: RefSeq, a predicted model, not a curated record
GCGGGGACCGAGUCGAGCCCCGGCCAGCGCGCUGCUGUGGCCGGCGGGCGGCCCGCGGGACAUGACGGCCGAGGGCGCGGGCGCAGAGCCCGGCGCGGCACGGCUGCCCUCCCGGGUGGCCCAGCUGCUGUCGGCGCUCUUCUACGGGACCUGCUCCUUCCUCAUCGUGCUGGUUAACAAGGCGCUGCUGACCACCUACGGUUUCCCGUCGCCGAUUGUUCUUGGAGUCGGACAGAUGGCAGUGACCAUUAUGAUACUGUAUGUGUCCAAGCUGAAUAAAAUCAUCCACUUCCCCGAUUUUGAUAAGAAAAUUCCCAUGAAGCUGUUUCCUCUGCCCCUCCUCUACGUCGGGAACCACAUCAGCGGAUUGUCCAGCACAGGGAAAUUAAGCCUGCCGAUGUUCACCGUGCUCAGGAAGUUCACCAUCCCACUCACCCUGCUCCUGGAGACCGUGAUCCUCGGGAAGCAGUAUUCGCUCAGUAUCAUCGCCAGUGUCUUUGCCAUCAUCCUCGGGGCCUUCAUAGCAGCUGGCUCCGACCUUGCCUUUAACUUGGAAGGUUACCUGUGCGUGUUCCUGAACGACCUCUUCACUGCGGCCAACGGGGUUUAUACCAAACAGAAGUUGGACCCGAAGGAGCUGGGGAAAUACGGGGUACUUUUCUACAACGCCUGCUUCAUGAUCGUCCCUACGCUCGUCAUCAGCGCCUCCACCGGAGACCUGCGGCAGGCUACUGAAUUCAACCAAUGGAAGAAUGCUCUAUUUAUCGUGCAGUUUCUCCUGUCUUGCUUUUUGGGGUUCCUGCUGAUGUACUCCACGGUUCUGUGCAGCUAUUACAACUCCGCCCUGACCACGGCCGUGGUGGGAGCCAUCAAGAACGUGUCCGUUGCCUACAUCGGAAUGUUCCUUGGUGGAGACUACAUCUUCUCCAUGUUAAACUUCAUCGGGUUAAAUAUUUGCAUGGCAGGGGGCCUGAGAUAUUCCUUCCUCACACUGCGGAGCCAGUUCAAGACCCCGUCCCCCGUGGAUGAGGAGAGCAGCCCUCCGGAAGGGAAGAGCUAGCUGCAGCGGGCUUGCGGCGGAAGUGGGACACCAGAGCCUGGAUGAGAACUGGUGCCAAAUGCCAAGAGAGCUACCUCACAGCCCACUGCCCCCAUGAGCCGCCCUGGGUUCCCAGCUGUGUGUUCAGGCCCAGCCUCAGCAUUCGGGGGGUACAUUUCUUCGCAAUCCACAACUGGAAUUAGCAUAUACGUGAGGGGUCUUCAACUGUUAUAAUGAUGAAACUGUGUGGCUUCAUUUUUGAUACCCAAACGCAAGGAUUCUUUAAAAGGCUUUUAUAUCCAAAUGAAAUCGAAAGAUAGACUUGUUUUGAUAUAAAAAAUCUAUUUUUGAGAGCUAGGCAUAAUUUUUAUAACAGGUGUUUUUUUGUGAAUCUGUGGAAGACUCUGAGGCACUUCUUCCAGUUCGUUGCUGGGAGCUUUCCGAAGUCCCGUGGUGGAGCACUGGGUGCUGG